This is a messenger RNA of Phragmites australis (common reed), 1921 nucleotides long. RefSeq names its product pheophytinase, chloroplastic-like. NCBI's taxonomy places the organism in Eukaryota, Viridiplantae, Streptophyta, Magnoliopsida, Poales, Poaceae. Bases 16 to 1392 code for a protein of 458 amino acids. Gene Ontology annotation, molecular function: catalytic activity. The transcript is spliced from 10 exons. The record is from RefSeq and is a predicted model, not a curated record.
CCGAAUGCGCAAGCAAUGCCGCUAGCCCCCGUGGCAAGGGCGGUUUGGUGGGCAUAUCUCGCGUGCCGCCCGCGAAUCCGCGGCAAUCAGGGCCCACGAAACGUCGCCCCGUCCACUCGCCCCGCUCCGCUCCUCCCGUCCCGUUUCGCCCACGCGGCAAAACGCGCGACACCAACAGACGAGGAGCCGUUGCUUCUGCUCUCGCUCCGAUUCGUCCCUCCCCCCUCCGGUCCCCAACUCCGUGAGCGCGGCGGGAUGGCGAGCACCGCCGCCCCUAGCCCACUCCCCGUGGUCUCCCUCUCCGCGCGCCGCAACAUGUCCACGGCGCCCCGCGCGGCCGCCUUCCCCCAGCCGCCGCGGCUCUCGAGGCGUUGCGAGCCCUCCACGGGAGACGCGCCGCGCUCCAGGCUGCGCGCCGCGGCCUCCAGCUCCAAAGCGGACCCGGUAGAGGAUAGGGCCCCCGUUGCGCCGGUCCCGGACGCUCCAGUUCCGGCCGCCCCAUCCCCGCCGAUGGAGCCUCAGCCUCAAGUAACUACCGGCACAUGGAAAUGGAGGGGCUACAACAUUCGGUAUCAGCACGCGGGGACGUCGGGCCCUGCAUUGGUUCUGAUUCAUGGGUUUGGGGCAAACAGUGACCAUUGGCGGAAAAAUAUUCCUGUUCUUGCCAAGGAAAACAGGGUAUAUGCGAUUGAUCUAAUUGGUUACGGAUAUUCUGAUAAGCCUAAUCCACGUGAGAUUGAAGAGAACUUUUAUACCUUUGAGACAUGGGGAGAACAGCUGAAUACGUUUUGCGCUCAAGUGGUCAUGAGUGAAGCUUUCUUCAUAUGCAAUUCAAUUGGAGGUCUUGUUGGUCUGCAGGCAGCUGUUAUGGAACCUCAAAAGUGUAAGGGUAUUGUUUUAUUGGAUAUUUCACUAAGGAUGCUUCAUAUCAAGAAACAGCCGUGGUUUGGAAAGCCUUUCAUCAAAUCGUUCCAAAGUCUCCUAAGGAACACUAUUGUUGGGAAGCUCUUUUUUAAUGCUGUUGCCACACCAGAAUCUGUGAAAAAUAUUCUUUGUCAGUGCUACCAUGACACAUCUGCAGUGACAGAUGAGUUAGUUCAGAUUAUUCUACAGCCAGGGCUUGAUCCUGGUGCAGUGGAUGUAUUCCUUGAGUUCAUCUGCUACUCAGGAGGUCCUCUACCCGAAGAGUUGCUUCCAUUAGUGAAGUGUCCAGUUUUUGUAGCCUGGGGGGAGAAAGACCCAUGGGAGCCUGUGGAGCUUGGAAGAGCCUAUGCAUCUUUUGAUGCAGUCGAAGAUUUUGUUGUCUUGCCAGAUGUUGGACACUGUCCGCAGGAUGAAGCACCUGAGCUUGUAAAUCCACUUGUCGAAUCAUUUGUUAAGCUCCAUAGUUAGCACAUGGGUGGGCCUGCUUUCUGUCUUUAUUAGAGCCCUUUCCCACUGGAGCCUGGAUUUGCUGGAAAAUGGGAAUGCAUGGUUAUAUUAUUUUGGGAUAACAAAUGAGCCCUUCUGUUACAACCAUGUACUUGCAUCUGAAUGCUGGUGGCAAACUUUAUUUGACUCAUUAUAAUUCAAGUAUAAGAAAUCAUGAGGAAACAUCUGGUUUUAUUACAGCAAAGGAAGAACCUGUCUCCUCAGAGCAGAGAGGGGACGAAAUAUACGCCAAGUGACUCUGACAGAUCGGAUGUACUACCAAAUUUCUGUACCGUUCUGCUGCAUGCAACAGGAGAAAUAUUUGUUCAUCUAAGGCCUCCUUUGGAUUGUAGGAUUUUCAUAGGAAUUUUGGAGGAUUUUAAUCCUUAGGAAGUUUUCCUAGAUUCUUUGGAACAAAGGAAUGGGUUUGUUAAAUUCCUAUGAACAUCCUAUGAAAUGGCUUUUUUCAUAAGAAUUUUGAAGAAAUCUCAUGGAAAAUUUAAUUUGUGUC